AUGUUUCUUCAAUACGUCUCUCCGGCUGACGACUGCCUUCUCACCUUUGCAGAGCUGGAAAUUCUCUCCCAGACCGGCAGCACUCUGGGAAUUCUGACGCUUGUCUUGUUGACGGGCAUCGUCAGCAGUAGCUGCCGCUGUCUUCUCCUAAUCCACUAUCAGAAAAUCGGCUCCAGUCAUCCGGGGAUAAGAAAAGCCCUCCAACUGCCCUCCCUCCUCGACCUCUUCUUCCUCGCCUGGUACAUGACUUUGGUUUACACCAUAAGAUUCUCGGCGCUGGGCGACUGCAAAACCUGUCGCGCCAUCUAUAUGGGUGUUCUGUGGAUGGGCUGGACUGUGCUGUCAAUGUUGUGA
Dibothriocephalus latus is the source of this 354-nucleotide messenger RNA. NCBI's taxonomy places the organism in Eukaryota, Metazoa, Platyhelminthes, Cestoda, Diphyllobothriidea, Diphyllobothriidae. The record is from the annotation of a GenBank genome assembly.